AUGUAUAAUGAGGCAAAUACUUGUAUGGAAAUGGUUAACAAUGAGACUUCAGACACUGAGAAAAGAUCACAAUGCAGUAUCAGUGUGCACGGAAUCUCUUAUACUGUAAGUGAACGUGUUGGACCUUGGUGGGAUUUGCAGUUAUAUUACAAAAAAUGGACAAGACAAAUUUUGAAGAAUGUUUCCUUUCACAUGGAGAGUGGGCAAAUAAUGGCAAUUUUGGGAAACUCUGGUUCUGGGAAAACAACACUGUUGGAUGCAAUUUCUGGAAGAAUAGGAAAUAAAGGAACAUUGUUGGGUGAGGUAUAUGUGAAUGGAUCUCACCUAAAGAAAGAAGAAUACCAAGACUGUUUCUCCUAUGUAUUACAGCAUGAUACUUUGCUCAGUUACCUCACUGUGCAGGAGACAUUGACGUACACUGCAUUACUGGCACUUCAGAAGCAUUCCAGAGAUGCUAUUAAGAAAAAGGUGGAUGCAGCAUUGGCUGAGUUAAGUCUCACUCAUGUUGCCAAUACUGUAAUAGGAGGGCGUUUGUUUAAUGGGAUAUCCAGUGGCGAAAGGCGGCGUGUUUCUAUAGCAGCUCAGCUCAUUCAGGAUCCCAAGAUCAUUUUACUUGAUGAACCAACCACAGGUUUGGAUUCAAUGACUGCAAAUCAUAUAGUUUUGUUGCUUUCUGAGCUGGCUCGCAAAGAUAGGAUAGUCAUUAUAUCUAUUCAUCAGCCACGGUCGGAACUUUUUAAAAUUUUUAAUAAAAUUGCCAUUAUGACAUGUGGAGAAAUGAUUUUCUGUGGUAACCCCAACGAAAUGAUUGAGUUUUUUGAUGACUGUGGCUAUGAGUGUCCUGAACACUCUAACCCCUUUGACUUUUAUGUGGAUCUGACCUCUGUUGACACAAGAAGUAAAGAACGUGAACUAGAGACAUACGGCAGAGCACAGACUAUCGCAUCUGCAUACAGAGACUCACAACAGUUUCAGAAUACCCUAAACAUAAUUGAGACAGCAAAAAAACAUCAAAAAAGGAACUGCAUUCCAUUUAAAAGGAAAGAAACACCAAGUGAAUGCACCAAACUCUGGGUCUUAUUAAGACGCACUGUAAGAAAUUUAUCUCGAGACAAGCUUGGCAUACUAAUGCGCCUUUCCCAGAAUUUGAUAUUUGGUUUGUUUAUUGCUUUCUUCUUAAUUCGAUUAAAUAAUGAUGUACUAAAAGGUGCAGUUCAGGAUCGAAUUGGGAUUAUUUACCAAUGCCUAGGAGGACCCCCCUAUAUAGGAUUACUUAAUGCUGUUUCACUGUUUCCUGCCCUAAGAGCCAUUAGCGAUCAGGAAAGCAAGGAUGGCUUAUAUCAGAAGUGGCAAAUGCUCGUGGCGUACAUUAUACAUAUUUUGCCAUUCAGCAUUGGCAGUGUCGCAAUAUUCAGUGCCUUCACAUACUGGACUAUUGGGCUGAAUCCGGAGGUCACACGGUUUGGAUGUUUCUUUGCUGUAGUUCUGGUCCCUCAUCUCAUGGGAGAGUUCCUUACUCUUGCUGUUCUUGGUGUGGUCAACAACCCGAAUAUAGUGAAUGCCGGUGUAACAUUGCUUAACAUCGCCGGAAUCCUUGUGGGAUCUGGAAUUUUACGGAAUUUACAAGAAAUGCCUCGACUUUUUCAGCUGCUAAGCUACAUUACGUACCAGAAAUAUGCUUGUGAAAUCCUAAUAAUCAAUGAGUUUCAUGAUUUGACUUUCACCUGCGGUGGAGCGAACACAUCAACUGGUGCACAAUGCAUCUUUACAAAUGGCAAUGAGUAUAUUGAGAAGACAUAUCCAGGUGGCACUUCUAGGAUCACUUUUGACUUUCUUAUGCUUUAUGCCUUUAUCCCUGCAAUCAUAAUUGUCGGAAUAAUAAGCUUUAAAAUACGAGAUUUUUUGAUUCGUAGAUAA
Molecule: messenger RNA, 1917 nt
Organism: Bombina bombina (fire-bellied toad)
Lineage: Eukaryota; Metazoa; Chordata; Amphibia; Anura; Bombinatoridae
Gene: ABCG5
Product: ATP binding cassette subfamily G member 5
Exons: 13
Coding region: 1-1917 (638 amino acids)
Biological process (GO): cholesterol homeostasis
Cellular component (GO): plasma membrane
Molecular function (GO): ABC-type transporter activity; ATP binding; ATP hydrolysis activity
Source: RefSeq, a predicted model, not a curated record